CUCCAUUUUAUCUUCUCCCUCCCACUCUCGGUGUUCCUCAGCGGCUUAAUGCCGUACUACCAACAAUGUCAAGAGGAACGGAGCGUCUGGUGAAGAGUGUGAAGCAAUUCACAGACAAACAGUACAAGAAUUUCACUUCUCAGUAUGGGCAGCAAGUGAUUGACAUUUUCGAAUUCCCAAUCAAAGUAGUUUUGCUUCCCUUCACUCUUGCUUUUGACAUUGCCGGCUCCGCUCCUCGCGGCUUUGGUGUUCCUCAACUCAUUUCCAAGCUCUCUUAUCUCUCUGUCUUUGCUGUAGCUACUCUUGGGACCUAUGAUAUUGCUUUCGAACUUGGAAAGAAGGUGAUAUGUCAAAGGAAUUGUCGUACUUGUAGCGGAUGGCAGGCAUUGCGGUGUACUAUGUGCAGAGGAUCAGGGAAGGUGCAGUACCAAGUGAAAAAUUACACCUUGCAGAGUGGAGAGAAGGCAACAGCUGAAUGUGUUGCUGAAGCUAUUACCAACAAUCGGGCCGAGCUAGUGCACCUUCCAUCCAGUAUAGAUAUAAGCAUGCCUUUGCCAUCUAAAGACUGUCCAACCUGCGAUGGAACGGGUGUGAUGGGCUGUCAUGAAUGCAAAGACAAAUUACCAUUCAGGAUCUCUGCAGAUGAUAUCAUGGAACCUCCAUGGAAAGCUUAUAAUGUCUUGAAAAAGAUGGACUAUCCAUAUGAGCACAUAGUUGACAGCAUGAAAGAUCCAAGCAUUGCUGCAUUUUGGUUGUUUUCCUUGCCCCAAAUUAUGGGUGGGUUUGACUAUGAUGAUGAUAUCAAGCAAAAGAUUUGGUGGCAAUACAAGGAAUCAACGCGAUAUGAUCAACUUCGAGAUGUGGUAGCAAAACGUAAACCUGGAUGGGAGUACUUGCAGGAAGCUUUAAUCUCCAUAGAUCCUGCCCGUGCGAGGGAAGACCCUGUCAUUGUAAAAAAUAUCCCAUACUACAAGGCUAAAAAGGCACUGGAGGCAGAGGUCAUGACAUUUAACCCUCCACCACGGCCACAAAAUUGGGGUGAUCUGGAGCUUCCAUUGAGUGCCUCAUCCUGGAGUGAGGAAGAUCUAAAAAAUCCAGAUAAAUUCUAUGAGAUGACAGUCCUUUUGAAUGCUCAAAGAGAAAUUGCUGAAAAAAUUAUGGAUGCACAAUGGGAAACCAAGUGGCGCCAUGAAAAGUUGAAUGAGCUUUUAGAGGAGAAGGUGCAGCCAUACAUUCGGAAGAGCGACAAUGGAGUUCUUUCCCGGCCUAUCAUAAUACAAUCAGAGAAUAAGGACAAAAAGAGGAGUCAGAGAAGGAGAUGGUGGUUCUUCUGAGGCUUUAUCUAUUGAUCUUGCGUUACGAAGCUUUGGCUUUCGUUGCGUUUGCAUGAUCUCUUAAGGCCGCUGCAAGUUCAUGUAUUUUUGCUAGCAAUGCUGUAAUACCUUUUUUGAUGCUCAUGAUGAAUUUUUGGUUCUGCUAGAAUACCCAUUUCAAAUGCCUCUAGUUUCUUCCCUAA
This is a messenger RNA of Mercurialis annua (annual mercury), 1516 nucleotides long. RefSeq lists its product as uncharacterized. The coding region runs from base 66 to 1334 and encodes 422 amino acids. The record is from RefSeq and is a predicted model, not a curated record. The transcript is spliced from 13 exons. Gene Ontology annotation, cellular component: chloroplast. NCBI's taxonomy places the organism in Eukaryota, Viridiplantae, Streptophyta, Magnoliopsida, Malpighiales, Euphorbiaceae.